Molecule: messenger RNA, 1038 nt
Organism: Saccostrea echinata
Lineage: Eukaryota; Metazoa; Mollusca; Bivalvia; Ostreida; Ostreidae
Product: neuronal acetylcholine receptor subunit beta-4-like
Exons: 1
Coding region: 1-1038 (345 amino acids)
Biological process (GO): nervous system process; monoatomic ion transmembrane transport; signal transduction
Cellular component (GO): synapse; neuron projection; membrane
Molecular function (GO): transmembrane signaling receptor activity; extracellular ligand-gated monoatomic ion channel activity; neurotransmitter receptor activity
Source: RefSeq, a predicted model, not a curated record
AUGAGUAUCACUUCAGUCCAUGAAGUAGAGGAACAGCUCCAGUACAUUUCCUUCUAUGCCUGGUUCAAUGUUCAGUGGGAAGACGAAUUUCUGACUUGGAACGAGACAGAAAAUUCCGGAAUAGAAAUGAUAGUUGUGCCUUUCCAGAAAGUUUGGGUUCCAGAUUUAUCCAUUUAUAACUCCGAAGAUAACCUCUAUGAAACUGGGGCUCAUUCUUUUGUUACGGUGAAAUCCAACGGUCAAUUGAUUUGGUUUCCAGGAGGAAAGUUCGUUGUCACUUGUGAACUUAAGAUGAAGAAUUUUCCAUUUGAUAAACAGACAUGUACCAUAAUAGUUUCUCCUUGGCUAUUAACCGAUUACAUGCAAAGACUUAUUCCAACACAAAGACCUAGUUACAAUUUAAACAACAUAUCAGAAAAUGGAGAAUGGGAAUUUACGAAGUUUUCAUACAGUUUAAUAUAUGAUAAAGAGUUUGAUCAGACAUUGUUGAUUUACGAGCUUCACCUAAAACGACGGUAUCUUUACUUUGUUCUCACUACAUUAGUACCCAUCAUUGCAAUGGCUGUUUUAAGUUCUAUGACAUUUGUCAUCCCUCUAGAAUCAGGGGAAAGAAUCCAGUAUUCACUUACCCUUUUACUGGCUUUUACUGUCUUUUUAACACUAUUUGAACAAACGAUGCCUCAGAAUUCUACAGACGUGCCCUAUCUUUCUGUGUAUGUUGGUUUCCAGUUGCUUCUUUGUGUUAUGUCGACGAUUGUUUCCGUUGCAACUACAUCAAAGAAGCAUAAAUAUAAACCAAAAGAAACUAAAUCUAACAAUGGAUUGAGUGUCCCCCAGAGUAGACAUAAAGCCGUGAAUGGUAAUCCAGACAACACACUGGACACCAAUGUCCGAGAGUUCGACUAUGAGGACCAUUCUUACAAUGAAGCUUCGGACGAAAACGCCUUUGAGUGUAGAACAAACUGUGCAAUGAUUUUAAUCAACAGCGUUCUGCAAUUUCUGUCAACUGCUAUCUUGUUUGUGUUGUUCUGGAUUUAA